UCUCUCUCUCUCUCUCUCUGUGAGUAUAGGAAAAUGGGUGACAUAUCUUUCUCGAAUGGGAUUAGCAAUGGGAAUGGCUUUCAUGGCAAUGGCCAUUCGGUGGGAGGAGCACAAAGAAAGAGCUGUUGGUAUGAAGAAGAAAUUGAAGAGAACUUGAGAUGGUGCUUUGCUCUCAAUAGCAUUUUGCACACAGGAGCUACUCAAUUCCAGGACAUUCAACUUUUGGACACAAAGCCCUUUGGAAAGGCUCUAGUCAUUGAUGGAAAACUUCAAAGUGCAGAGAUAGAUGAAUUCAUCUACCAUGAAUCUCUUGUCCACCCAGCACUUCUUCACAACCCAAAUCCCAAGAGCAUCUUUAUCAUGGGGGGAGGUGAGGGUUCUACUGCAAGAGAAUUACUGCGGCACAACACUGUAGAGAAGGUGGUCAUGUGUGACAUUGAUGAGGAGGUGGUGGAUUUUUGCAAGUCCUACUUGGUGGUUAACAGUGAAGCUUUCUGUGAUCCAAGACUUGAGCUCAUUAUAAAUGAUGCCAGAGCUGAGCUUGAAAGGAGAGAAGAGUGUUAUGAUGUGAUCAUAGGGGACUUGGCAGACCCAAUCGAAGGAGGCCCGUGUUACCAGCUCUACACCAAAUCCUUUUAUGAAUUCACUGUCAAACCAAGACUUAAUCAAGAUGGCGUUUUCGUGACACAGGCAGGACCAGCUGGUGUUUUCAGCCACACAGAAGUUUUUUCUUGCAUCUACAAUACUUUGAGGCAGGUUUUCAAAUAUGUUGUAGCAUACUCUGCUCAUAUUCCUUCCUAUGCGGACAUUUGGGGAUGGGUCAUGGCGUCAGAUUCACCAUUUCUGCUGAAUGCCGAUGAAAUGGACUUGAGAAUGAAACAGAGGAUUAAAGGAGAAAACAGAUUCCUAGAUGGCAAAACCUUCACAUCAGCCUCUACCUUGAGCAAAGCUGUUCGGAAAUCACUGGACACUGAGACACAUGUUUACACAGAAGGCAAUGCAAGGUUCAUAUAUGGUCAUGGCACUGCCUACAAACACAACAAAGCCUAAGAAUCGGAACAUAAAGGAGCCCUUACUGGAAGCACAGAGACACAGAAGAGUGCAACCCCUAAACAAUCUUGCCCUUGUUUUAUGCUUACUCAGUUUUCUACUGUAUUUUCCUUUUUCUUUCAGUUUUCUUUUUGCUUAUGCACUUACCUGAAAGGAAUGAUAUAAUGACAGUCUAUCUUUGUUUGUGUUCAAGACUAGAUUUCCCCUGUUAAUUGUACAAUUUGAAACAGAAUCUGGAAGCUAAUACACUUUAUAUAAGCCUGUAUUACCCACCCUUGGACUAGGAAAGAACACAAUGCCAAUUGUAGUCCCGAUGUAAGGAAUAGACAGUUACACGAAAAAUGCGGUCAAUACAACCAAAACAUCACUUUACAACCCAAGUCAAUUCGCGAGGUUUUCUAAAUCCACCAGUGAU
Ilex paraguariensis (yerba mate) is the source of this 1465-nucleotide messenger RNA. NCBI's taxonomy places the organism in Eukaryota, Viridiplantae, Streptophyta, Magnoliopsida, Aquifoliales, Aquifoliaceae. The record is from the annotation of a GenBank genome assembly.